This is a messenger RNA of Meira miltonrushii, 1590 nucleotides long. Its product is annotated as MFS general substrate transporter. NCBI's taxonomy places the organism in Eukaryota, Fungi, Basidiomycota, Exobasidiomycetes, Exobasidiales, Brachybasidiaceae. The transcript is spliced from 2 exons. Gene Ontology annotation, cellular component: membrane. The record is from RefSeq and is a predicted model, not a curated record. Gene Ontology annotation, biological process: transmembrane transport. Gene Ontology annotation, molecular function: transmembrane transporter activity. The coding region runs from base 1 to 1590 and encodes 529 amino acids.
AUGUCCCAAAGCGAAAAGAGCGAUUCGCAAGACUAUCAAUUCGGUACAUACGUCGAUCGACCUGAUCGAUGGUGGUCAGAAGAGGAUGAUACAAGAGUAAGAAGAAAGUUGGACGCACGAAUUUUACCUUUUCUAUUUAUGAACAGAAGCAAUAUCGGAAAUGCAAAAGUGGCCGGUAUGACAGCAGAUUUACACAUCAGUGAUAGUCAAUACGAAUGGCUUCUAACCGUAUUCUACAUUGGCUAUAUCGUUUUCCAAUUCCUGUUGAUUUGUUAUAAAUUCAUCAAGCCUUCUCGAUUUAUGGGAACGUGCGUCUUCUUUUGGGGUGUUGCCGCUAUCCUUCAAGCUACAGCGUUUAAUUGGAGUGGUUUAAUGGCAACGAGAUUCUUCAUGGCUUUGUUUGAAGCAGGUUAUGGAACAGGUGUGGCACUAUACUUGUCCUUCUUCUAUCCUCGUCAUGAGAUCGGUUACAGGUUCGCAUGGUUCGUGGUAGGAAGUGCAGUUGCUUCUGCUAUUGCCGGCUCUGUAGCUUAUGGAAUUCAAAGUGCAACAGUGUCUAUUGCAAAUUGGCGAUUGAUCUUUUUGGUAGAAGCUGGUCCAACGGUGAUCCUAGGUGUUGCCUUGUUCUUCUUUCUACCUGAUUCCAUUCAAUCUUCAAAAUUCUUGACGCCGUACGAAAGAGAAGUAGCGGAGGCUCGAUUGUAUCGUGCAAAAAUCGAUCAAAGGAACGCAAUCGAGAACGAAAAGACAAAUAAAAAUGCUUCCUUGCUACAAAGGAUCAAGCAUGCCCUCAACACACAAUUUAACUUCAAGAAUGGUGCAGAUGCAUUAAAGGAUCCGGUAAGCUAUAUCAACGCAGUGCUUUUGUUCAUCGUCAAUAAUGGUUUCGCAUCAAUUCCGGUCUAUCUACCCACAAUUCUAUCGCAAAUGGGUUAUACAGCUUUACGGGCUCAAGCAUUCUCUGCUCCUCCUUAUGCGGUCGCAUUCGUGUUAGCAGUAAUUCUUUCUUACGCCGCCGAUAGACUCAGAACUCGUGGCGUUUUGAUCAUGAUCAUGACAGCUGUUGGUCUAACGGGUUAUUUCAUGUUGGCAACCAUUGAAGAUAAUCAUACACGUUAUGCAGGCGUUUGGUUGGUUGUGUUGGGUUUGUUUACUUUUAUUCCACUUUGUUAUUCUUGGUUGAUUACAAAUUCUGCCGGUGAAUCAAAACGUGGUAUAGCUUUGGUAAUCUUUGGUACGAUUGGUCAAUGUUCUCCUUUACUCGGAACUCGUCUUUUUCCCGCUACGGAAGCACCAUAUUAUCGUAAAGGAAUGUACGUAAGUGCAGGUUUGUUGGUAGCUGGAUUCGUGAUUGAAGGUCUGGCAAUCGUCUACUUUUACUCAAUCAAUCGUGCAAAAGAUAAAGCUUUCAAACAAUCCGCCUCCUCUAAAGAAGAACAGGAUGGCGAAGUCACUCCAACAGAACGACCACUUCAAUAUCAAUUCAAAAUCGACACCAAAACAGAAGAAGGUCGUCAAGAACAACAUCUUCGUUAUUUGGACAUUGCAGAAAAUCGUGAAAAGUCCAUUUAUUUCCGUUACAGUUUGUAA